Kwoniella shivajii is the source of this 3729-nucleotide messenger RNA. RefSeq lists its product as uncharacterized. Gene Ontology annotation, molecular function: microtubule binding. Gene Ontology annotation, cellular component: spindle microtubule; mitotic spindle midzone; cytoplasmic microtubule. The transcript is spliced from 12 exons. Bases 1 to 3729 code for a protein of 1242 amino acids. The record is from RefSeq and is a predicted model, not a curated record. Gene Ontology annotation, biological process: mitotic spindle assembly. Lineage: Eukaryota; Fungi; Basidiomycota; Tremellomycetes; Tremellales; Cryptococcaceae.
AUGUCUUCCGGCACCAAAACGAAAGUACUCACAGAAGAGAAUAUAGAAGGGAAGAUCAUAAAGCUUAGAGCUGCUGAACCGGAUAAGAAGGUCGAUCUAAUCCAAUUCUUCGGAUUGGAGUUGGAAGAAUUAGCAGAGUUACCUGAAUCAACGAUAGAUCCUCUAACUCUAAUCAUCCCACCUUUAAUACGAUCUUCUCAUCCAUUAUUACAAUCCUCAAUAUUAACCUCGUUUCUGCCAUUUUACAUCCCUUUAAUACCUUUAUCACCAAGCACACACUUACGAUUGGCUUUACUUCAAGUAUUACCUGCAUUGCUGGAAAAGCUGAAUGAUCCAAAAGACAGAAUUCAUUCAACGGCUUCUUUAUCUGUUUUCUUAUUGGGAAAAUCAAGUUCCGAUUCUGACAUUAUCACUUCCUCUUCUUCUUCAUCUUCUUCCACAAGUCAAGGUAAAGAGAAAGAAACUUUAUCACAAACAUUUGAACGAUAUAUCAAAGAUAUCUUGUCAUCUAAAUUAACAAGAUCAAAAGUUGAAACACUGAAAAUACUGAUUAAAUUAAGAUCAGAAUUAGGAAAUAAAUUUGGAUUGAAAGGAUGGUUAAGUAUCUUAGUUGAUUUAUUAGAAGAUGGUGAUGGGACUGUUAGAGAACAAGCAAAAGAAACCGUCGUAGCUCUCUUAUCACCAUCAUCAACUCCCCCAGCUGCAAGAUCAGAACUGAAAAAACUUCUAAUAGCUAGAAACGUUAGGAAAACAAUAUCGACUGAUAUCAUAACAAGAGUAUUUGGAGGUGCCGGUGUGGAAUCAGGUAGAUCAACACCUGCUAUUCCAUCUGGAGCCGAAACUCCCAAAGAAGAAACCAUUUCAACUGCACCUGCAGUAACAGUGGGAAAUGGAACGGAUGACGUUGAGAUUGUUUAUAUUGCAUCACCGCAUGACUUGUCAAACGAAUUCGCAGCUAUGAUCCCACAUUUCGAAGGUAAAGAAACAGAACAAAAUUGGUUACCAAGAGAAAAGUCUGUUGUGAGAAUAAGAGGAAUGUUAAAAGGUGGUGUAUGGAGUAAAUACAGUGAAGCUUUCACACAUGGAUUGAAAGCUGGUAUAAUGGAAGGUCUCUCCAAGACUAUCAUCAGUCUGAGGACAACUGUCGCUCAGCAAUCCUGUUUUCUCCUCAAGGAAAUGGUCGAACAUCUUGGAAAUGGAUUUGACCCAUUUGUGGAACACUUCUUACCUAUCCUUGCAAAAAUGGCCGGUUUCACAAAGAAGAUCAUAGCUGAAAGGUCUCAAGCUUGUAUGACCGCUAUCAUCAUACAUACUAACGUUCAUCCACGAUUACUGAUCGGCCAUAUAUCUGUCGGAGUUGCUGAGAAGAAUAUUCAAACUCGACAUUUCUCCACCGGACAUCUGAAGACUUUCAUCGAUAUUCACGGUUCAAGGUCGAGACAUGCUAUCGAAGCGACUCCCGGAUCGAUGGAUCAGCUUGAAGGUGCGAUCAAAAAGGCUCUGUCAGAUGUCAAUCCCGCUGUGAGGGAUUUAGCCAGACAAGCAUUUUGGAGUUUCUAUUCUGUUUGGCGAUCACGUGCCGAGGCCAUCAUGACUGGUUUGGAUGGUAUGGCUAGAAAACAAUUAGAAAAAGCAAACCCUCAUGAUUCAAAUGGGAUCGUUCCUCCUGCAAAAGCCGCUGUGUCCACUGCAACCACUGCUCCUGGUCCUCCUGCGACGAAACGAGCUACAAGUUCUUUAUCGGCUCUGUUGGCAGAAAAAAGGAAAGCAAAGGCAGCAGAAUUAGCAGCAGGUAAAAUGGCUCAGGAAUCACCUAGAAUCGUUUCGGGACCUAUACCUUCUUCACCAAGCUUACAACAAGGUUUGACUAGAUCAAAUUCUUCAGCUUCAAUGUCACAUCCAUCAAACAAAUAUGGUCCCGGUAGACUGGAAAGAAGUGUCACUUCUCCCCCUGAUAGUUCACCUAAAAACGUGCCUUUACCUACUUCACCUGGACCAAACUCAUCACCCACUCCUCGACAAACGACUAAAUCAUCAUUUGGAUCACCGAGAGAUCUUCUAUCCAAUCAACGUUCGACAAAUCUAGGUCAAAAUUCACCGUCGAGAGGUUCACCGAGUCAUGAUUCUCCUCUGAGACAAUCAUCUACUUUCGCUCAACAUUCCGCUUCGGGUUUGAGGUCACCCGGAUCAAGUACAGCUUCGAGUGCGCAUAAUUUACGUACACCACAGAGCACACGUAGACCCCUGUUUCGUGAGGCUGACCCAGGACUAGGAAUGUCAUCCCCUUCAGGGAUGGAAAGAUCUGCUUCUCAUGAAGCUGACAUGGGUGACGAAGACUGGAUUGGUACUCCUACAAGAAGCCUGAAUCCAGGACAAGGUGUAGUGGAAGAUGCAAGAAGGGCACAAGCUGCUCAAGCCGAAUCUGCCGCAAGACAACUGAUGGAGUAUAACGAAGACGAAGAACAAGCUAUACCGUUAGUGCACGGACAUGGACAUCGACAAGGACAUGGCGUACCUACCACUCCAGCUAGACCUACCAAUGGUCAUCAGAACGGCAAUUCAAGUGCCUACAGAACUCCGUUGUACAGCCACAGGAAAGUAUGGGAGGACUCACCUAGACCCGAAGCUGUCACACCUCUAGUCAUCGAACGGUUGAAAGAAAGGAAACACGAACGAACAUGGUGGAUAAGAAGACAAGAAUUAUUGGACGAAGUGUCUCCACUGAAACCAUCAGCUCCAGCACCUUCAUCGGCCAUACUUCCAGAUCUUGAAGCUUUAUCGAAUGGUACACCGACUAUUCGAAAUUUCCAAAAACUCACCUUGUUCUCUACUUCACACCCUAUCCAUGGUGAAGAAGAUAGGAAAAUAUGGGAAGAAGGAAAACUAUUUGAGAAGGUCCUGAAUGGAUUGUUCAAGUUCAUCAAACCUGAUCAGGACAAACAACUACUUGAACAAAGUCUGGUCGUUCUUUGGGAGAUGGUUCAGCAACAAUGGACAUUAUUCGAUGAACAUGAGCAAGAACUGUUGGAAAUGUUGUUCAGAUUAAGAGCUAGUCACAACCUCACUAUGCUCGAAUGCACCAAUGCGUUGAUCUCACUGUUAACCCAAAUAUCAGAUCCGAUUUACCUUUUAACUCUAUUGAAAUCAUCACUGGACCGAUUCUUGCUGGAACAUCCAUCAACCUCAACUCCAUCUGAAAAUACAGAAAGUACUACCACAGAUGGUUCAGCACGCUUCUCGGUAACUGGCAAAGCCAAGGAAUCACCAGAGGAAAGAAUAAGGAAUUCAGGUUGGUUGUUUGGUUUGACAAGUUUAGGAAUGUGCGUUUUGAGAUUACCUCAAGCUGUAGUUGAAGUUGAAGGUGGGAGAUUAGGUCAAGUCAUUUCGAAUGCAAUGCUAUCACCUUCUUCCAUGAUAAGACAAUCUGCUCAAUCAUUAUUAUUGGCGAUUCAGACUAUAAUUCAAGAUUCAAUCAAAACAUUAUCGUUCGUACCGGAUUUAACUACAGGUCAAAAAGAUUUAGCAAUUUAUUAUAUGGCCCAAAAUGGUAUUUUGGAGAAUAACAAUUUAUCAUCCAAUACCAAUACCAAGUCCAAUCAACAUCAAAGAGAAACUAAAGAAGAAGAUGAAGGACAAAACAAUGAGGAGGAAGAAGAAGAAAUAGAAAGGAAAGAAAGAAUGUUAGGCGAAAUGGAAGCUUUGAUGGGUAGAAGUAUACUUCGUGAAUAA